GGGGGAGGGCCCGGAGCCGCGCGUGCAGCUCUGCCAGAAGACCGCAGCCCGAGCCCGAGCCGGGAGCGCCGAGCCCGCCCGGAACUCAUCCGUCCCAUGGAGCAGGCAGCCACAAUGGCUGAGCCGCGGGGUCCGGUGGACCACGGAGUACAGAUUCGCUUUAUCACAGAGCCGGAAGGUGGCAUGGAGCCUGUCACCCUGCGUCGCGGUGGACGACGCCCAGCCAAGGAUGCAAGGGCUAGUUCUUAUGGAGUCGCCGUGCGUGUGCAAGGCAUUGCGGGGCAACCCUUUGUGGUGCUCAACAGUGGGGAUAAAGGGGGUGACUCCUUUGGGGUUCAAAUCAAAGGAGGCAACAACCAAGGGGGGACGGGAGCUCUCAGCUCCGACUCUGAGCUCCCCGAGAAUCCUUACUCUCAGGUCAAGGGGUUUCCUGCUCCCUCGCAGAGCAGCACCUCUGAUGAGGAGCUGGGCACCCCUUGGAAUGGGAGGCUGCUUCGGUCCCAGUCCCAGGCCUCACUGGCAGGGUCUGGCCUUGGGGGUUCCAGCAAUAGGAGCGCCAGCUUGUUGGAGCUGGCUCCCCAAGAGACUUCCCCAGGCAGCACCAUUGACACUGCUCCGCUAUCUUCCGUGGACUCCCUCAUCAACAAGUUUGACAGCAAAGGCACGGGCCAGUCCCGGGGCAGAGCUGGCCGCCGCUCGCGGACGCUGGUCUUCGAACAGCGCAAGCGCAGCCAGAGCCUGGACAGCCGGCCGCCUCGAGACACUGUGGAGGCACGGGAGCGCCAGUCACCUGACCACUGGACCCCGAGCCCAAAAUACAGCAACGACACAGGUGGCUUGAAGCAGUCGGCCCAGAGCCAGAGCGCUCUCGGGGGCUUCAACCGCUCCCGUCAGACCCAGGACUGGGUCCUACAGAAUUUUGAGGAGCCGCGAGGGAGGACACCGGACCCUGCUGUGCUGCAGCUGAAAUCGACUCCAGACCUUCUCCGAGACCAGCAGGAGGCAGCACCGCCCGGCAGUGUAGACUACUUGAAAGCCACCAUCUUUGGCAUCCUGAGGGAGGGAAGCUCGGAGAGCGAGGCCUCUGUGAGGAGGAAGGUCAGCUUGGUUAUGGAGCAGGUGCAGCCACUGGUGGUAGUGAAUUCUUCUGGCUCCACAAAGGCCCUGGCAGGGCAGGGGGAGCUCAGCCGCCAGGUGGAAGAGCUGCAGCAAAAACUGGAUGAAGAGAUCAAGAAGCGGCAGAAGCUGGAGCCAUCCCGGCUUGCGCUGGAGCGGCAGCUGGAGGAGAAGGAGGAAGAAUGCAAGCGGCUGCAGGAGCUGCUGGAGAGGAAGAAGGGGGAGGCCCAGCAGAGCACCAAGGAGGUGCAGAACAUGAAGCGCCUCCUGGACCAGGGCGAAAACGAGCGCCACAAGUUGGAGAUGCAGAUGGUGGAGCUGCAGAGCAAGCUGAAGCAGGUGCAGGGGCCUGAGCCUGCAAAGGAUGCGCUCCUGAAGGACCUCUUAGAGACUCGGGAGCUUCUGGAAGAGGUCUUGGAGGGCAAACAGCGUGUAGAAGAGCAGCUGCGGCUCCGGGAGCGGGAGUUGACAGCCCUGAAGGGGGCCCUGAAGGAGGAGGUGGCCUCUCGUGACCAGGAAGUGGAGUUUGUCCGGCAGCAGUGCCAGCGAGACACAGAACAGCUUCGCAGGAGCAUGCAGGAUGCAACCCAGGACCAAGCGGUGCUGGAGGCUGAGCGGCAGAAGAUGUCAGCCCUGGUGCGGGGGCUGCAGCGGGAGCUGGAGGAAACCUCCGAGGAGACGGGGCACUGGCAGAACAUGUUCCAGAAGAACAAGGAGGAGCUGAAAGCCACCAAACAGGAACUGCUGCAGCUGCGGAUGGAGAAGGAGGAGAUGGAAGAGGAGCUUGGGGAUAAGAUGGAGGCCUUGCAGAGAGAAUUAGAGCAGGCCAGAGCUGGUGUGAGAGAUACCCACCAGGUUGAUGAACUUAAGAAGGAGUUGCGCAAUACCCAGGAGGAGCUGGAAGAGCUGCAGGCCCAGCUGCAGAACCGGGAGGUGGCAGGGCAGCACCGCAACCGUGAGCUGGAGAAGCAGCUGGCUGCCCUGAACGUCGAGGCCGAGCGAGGCCGGGAACUGGAGCAGCAGAACCUCCAGCUGCAAAAGACCAUCCAGCAGCUGAGGCAGGACUGUGAAGACGCUUCCAAGGCCAAGCUGGCAGCCGAGGCGGACUCUGCGGUGCUGGGGAAGCGGCGUGCCGCGGUGGAGACCACGCUUCGCGAGACCCAAGAGGAAAACGACGAAUUCCGACGACGCAUCCUGGGUCUGGAGCAGCAGCUGAAGGAGGCACGUGGCCUGGCGGAAGGCGGGGAGGCUGUGGAGGCACGACUUCGGGACAAGGUGCAGCGGCUAGAGGCAGAGAAACAACGACUGGAGCAGGCCCUGAACGCCUCCCAAGAGGAAGAGGAGAGCCUGGCGACUGCCAAGCGGGCCCUGGAGGUCCGGCUGGAAGAAGCCCAGCGAGGGCUGGCACGCAUGGGGCAGGAGCAGCAGGCCCUGAACCGGGCCCUGGAGGAGGAGGGCAAGCAGCGCGAGGUGCUGCGCCGCAGCAAGGCUGAGCUGGAAGAGCAGAAGCGGCUGCUGGACCGCACUGUGGACCGGCUCAACAAGGAGCUGGAGCAGAUUGGAGAAGAUUCCAAGCAAGCCCUGCAGCAGCUCCAGACGCAGCUGGAGGAUUAUAAGGAAAAGGCCCGGCGGGAAGUAGCAGAUGCCCAUCGUCAGGCCAAGGAUUGGGCCAGUGAGGCUGAGAAGACCUCUGGAGGCCUGAGCCGGCUUCAGGAUGAGACCCAGAGGUUGCGGCAGGCCCUUCAGGCAUCCCAGGCUGAACGAGACUCGGCUAAGCUGGAUAAAGAGCUGCUGGCCCAGCGACUGCAGGGACUGGAGCAGGAGGCAGAGAACAAAAAGCGCUCUCAGGAUGACAGGGCCCGGCAGGUGAAGGGGCUCGAGGAGAAAGUCUCACGGCUUGAAGCAGAGCUGGACGAGGAGAAGAACACCGUGGAGCUGCUCACAGACCGGGUCAAUCGUGGCCGGGACCAGGUUGAUCAGCUGAGAGCGGAGCUCAUGCAGGAGCGCUCUGCUCGGCAGGACCUGGAGUGUGACAAGAUCUCCUUGGAAAGACAGAACAAGGACUUGAAGAACCGCUUGGCCAGCUCCGAAGGCUUCCAGAAGCCCAGUGCCAGCCUGUCUCAGCUUGAGACCCAGAACCAGCUGCUGCAGGAGCGACUGCAGGCCGAGGAGAGGGAGAAAACAGUUCUGCAGUCCACAAACCGGAAACUAGAACGGAAAGUUAAAGAACUGUCCAUCCAGAUUGAUGAUGAGCGGCAGCAUGUCAACGACCAGAAAGACCAGCUGAGCCUGAGGGUGAAGGCUCUGAAGCGGCAGGUGGAUGAAGCAGAAGAGGAAAUCGAGCGCUUGGACGGCCUGAGGAAGAAGGCGCAGCGGGAGCUGGAGGAGCAGCAUGAGGUCAAUGAACAGCUGCAGGCGCGCAUCAAGUCCCUGGAGAAGGAUUCCUGGCGCAAGGCUUCCCGCUCAGCUGCUGAGUCAACCCUCAAACACGAGGCACUGAGCUCAGAUGAAGAAUUUGACGGCGUCUACGAUCCCUCAUCUAUCGCAUCCCUGCUUACAGAGAGCAACCUACAGACCAGCUCCUGCUAGCGUGUGCUCCUGUAGGGUCCAGAGAAACUAGGUUUGCGCCCUGUCCUGGGUCAACCCUCCUCGGCCCCUGCCCGUCUCAGCUGGUGGGUGACCUGGUCACUCAGUUGUACCAUCAGGAUGGGUCUGAGAAUGAUGGUGAUUAAAAAAUAAUAGUAAGACAUCAGUAAUAAGCUGAUGCCUGGACUGCCCUUUUCCAGUGGAGGGUUGAGAGCUCCAGGUUGCUCGAACCCUUCCCUUAAGUGCCAGUCGCUGCCUCGCUCCCCUCCUAGCAGAAGGAUGGUGAACAGGUAGCCAAGGCAGGAGUGGGAGUGCUGCACCGAGCAGGAGAGGAAGAGUGGAAAUUGCCACAUGCGUGUACAUAGCUUUAUUUCUCUAGCCCUUGACCUAAGGCUCAGGGAAAUGCCCUGUGAUAUCCUCCCUGAAUUCCCACAUCCCAUUUUUUUUCUCCUCCUCUGGAGCAGGGUUAGGGGAGCGUGGUGGGUAUUGGACACGCAGGCGUGGCUUUACCCACUUCUCAGAUGCUCCUCUUUGCACAAUUGGGGGCACCUAUGUGGUGGCCCCCACCUUCUCCAAUAUGUAUAAUUUUGUCCCCAGCCAGCAGGUCCAAGGGACCCUUUGUCUGUUCCGUCUCCUAUCCUCACCUUUCCUGCGCUGCUUUCCUCUCGGUGCCUUAGCCAGGGUGAGGAGGCAAGGAUGCUCUUGCCUGUUCUAUCUUGCACAUUCAUACCUCUCUAAAGACCAGCCUUUCCCCAGCUGGGCCCCUCAGCUUUCCCGGUCACCCCCGUGACUCAUUACGAGUCACCUGCUUUCCCACCUGAGGACCCCUGGGAGGGAGACUUCAGGGAGCACCAUGGGAAAGUGGUGGGGACUGGGUUCUGCCCAGGGUUUCCAUCCUUCUUCCUCUGUGACUACUCAAGUACUUGCACCCGGGGGCCCUGACAAUGGUAUUUACCAGUUCCAGCACAGCGAUCUCAGACCCCAUCCAUGGUCUUCCUUGUGGCUUGUUGCAGCAAGCCUAGGGACCCUUAUGUUCUCAGGGCCUUUGCCCUGGUUCAGGAUUUGUUCUG
Ochotona princeps (American pika) is the source of this 4772-nucleotide messenger RNA. It is a transcript of the gene CGN, whose product is annotated as cingulin. The coding region runs from base 97 to 3705 and encodes 1202 amino acids. The record is from RefSeq and is a predicted model, not a curated record. The transcript has 21 exons. Lineage: Eukaryota; Metazoa; Chordata; Mammalia; Lagomorpha; Ochotonidae. Gene Ontology annotation, cellular component: myosin complex.